AUGGGAUCUGAAGAGUCAUGGAAAAAAUUCAUUGGCGAUGCCAUCGCAGAUAACAAAAUCGUCUGUCGUACUUGUAGAAUGUAUAAUCAGGAAGUACAGAUUGUUCCAGGUGAUGAGAAUAAGAAAUGUCGUUGUGGUCGCUUGAUCCGAUGCCAUAGUUUAGCUGGUAGCUCCAAACCACUAUAUACAAGCAGCAACAGUCCUGAAACAACAAAUUCUCAACAGGAGUUUAAGCACGUACAUUCUACUACUGUUCCUGUGACUGUAUACGGAACAUCAAAAAUCACUGAAUCUAUUGGUUGUAAAUAUAUUCGAAUUGAUCAUCAAACACGUGUGAAGCCUAUCUAUGAUUUGCUUGUUAAAGAUUGUGGAGAUACAAAACCAGCUGUGAUUUUAAGUGUUUAUGGUGGUGCUAAAUAUUUCACUAUGACUGAAAAACUGGAAAAAGAAAUUAUACGUGGUAUAAUUGAUGCUGCAGCAAUGUCUAAUGCUUGGAUUCUAACUACUGGUAUUAAUAAUGGUGUAUCGAAACUAGUUGGUGAAGGAAUAUCUCAUUAUCGUUUAUUGAAAGCUGAUCCAAAUAAAAUUGUUUGUAUUGGACUAACAAAAUGGGGAACAAUCAACGGAAGGACACGUUUUGAUUUGAAAAAUGCAAAUAAAAAUGGCUAUGAGCUAAAUCUAUUUUUUCGACGAAUUUAUGAUGAUGGUGACGAUACCGACGAAACCAUCGAAAGGAAUCAUACACAUUGCAUUCUGUUUGACGAUGGUAAAAUAGGUGAUUAUCUAAAUGAUGGACAACGAGAUGCUUUAGUUAAAGAAGCAUGUGAAGAUGAAGAUCAUGAAUGUUGUGGUGUAACAAUUAUCGUUGAAGGUGGUAAGAAUACGAUUGAAGUUCUUCAAAAUGAUAUACAAAAAAAACGACCGAUUGUAUUUAUUGAAGAUAGUGGCCGUUUAGCAGAUGUAUUUGCUUCGUUAAUUAAUCAAACAACUGAUGCAAAGACUGAUCAACAAUUUAUUCCAUCAGAUGAAGUUGUGAGAAAAGCUCUGACUGAUUUCUUUCCUAGUCUCGAUGAAGAUGAUAUCACCGGAAUAACGACAAGAAUACAAGAGAUAUUAGAUAAAAAGAAUCGUCAUUUACUAAAUGUUUUCCGUAUGGACCGUGAUAAAAGUGUAGCAGAAACAAUAUUUAAAGCUAUUUUUAAAAUGAAAAAUAAACAAAAAGGUGACGAACAAAAUCAAGAUCCACAGUAUGCAAAGGAUGAAGAUAUUUUAUUAGAUCUGGCAUCACAAUGGAACUAUUUUGAUGGUGCUUUACCAAUAUUAAAAAAACGACAACACAUUACGAGCAAUAAUGACGCGAUUAAAGAGAAAUAUAUGACAUGUUACAAAAAGUUAUUUCGAGAAUCAUUGAUAAAAAAUCAUCCAGCUUUUGUUGGAUAUUUUCUUGCUGCUGGUUUUGAUCCACUUAAACUUCUUCGUGCUCCACGUGUUGAACACUUUCCUGCUGCUGGUUUUGAUCAACUUGAACUCCUUCGUACUCCACAUGCUGAACAUUUUCUUGCUGCUGGUUUUGAUCCAUUGAAACUCAUUGGUACUCAAAGUGUUGAACAACAACGUCAUGAAGAGCUCGAAAAAUUAUAUCAAGAUACUUACGAUGAAAUAACUACGAGCAAUCGUAGCUAUAUAAAAGAAUUAUUUGAUCAAUCAACUGUGACAACAAUAAGAACACUUGAUAAAAAGUUAAAUAAAUUUAUUGGUUCAUUUUUUGAAGCAAUUUAUGCAAAAGGAGAUAAUGAAUGUACAAAACGUAUUUGUAUUGAUCUGGAAAAUCAUUUAUGUAGCUGCUGCAGUAGUGCAAUAAAAUAUUGUGCUUCCAAUAAUAAUCAAGUUUCACCACAAGGUAUUAAAGAUACUCAAUCUCAAGAUCAAGAAAAGAAUACGGAAGAAUUACUUGAAAAAAAUAAAUUAUUACGUGAUUUAUUUUUAUGGUCUGUAUUCAUGGAUAUGCCUGAAAUCGCGAAAAUACUGCUCAUUCAUCAACAAUCUCGUAUAUGUGCUGCUUUAAUAGCUUCAGCUAUAUUUAAACGAUAUUCGAAAUUGUCGUUAACUGUUGAUCUCAAAGAAAAAUUCAAAAAUCAAGCAGAUGACUUCGGAAAAUAUGCAGCCGAUUUUAUCAAUGAUUGUUACAAAUAUAAUGAACGAUCAGCAUGUGAAUUACUUCUACGACAAAUACCACUCUUUGGCAACAUUACAUGCAUGCAGAUUGCUAUUUCAAGUGAAAAUAUCCAGCUAGUUGGAACAGCUUGUUUUGAUCAAACACUCACUCAAGUAUGGUACAAUAAAUUAUCUAUGACAAAUAAUCAAACAUUAACAAGACCGUCACAGGUUGUAUCCAUAACAACGUUUGGGCUUUUAGCACCAUGGAUGAUUCCGUAUCGGGAAAAUGAAAAUAGUAUGCAAGAUAUAUCAUUAUCAACAAAAGGCAUCAAUUAUUAUACCGAUGGAAAAAAAACUGAAAAAUAUUGGACCCGUUUUCAGUGUUUCCAUGGAAGUCCAUUCAUUAGAAUGUGUUAUCAUUUUAUAAGUUAUAUUUGGUUUUUACUUGUAUUUAGUUAUAUGAUGCUUUAUGAGCUUGAUAGUCCAGAUACAUUAGAAAUUCCACAUUGGACUGAAAUCUAUGUUAUUAUUACAGUAUCAACUAUGUUUUGUGAAGAGAUUCGAAAGCUUUUUCAUGAGUAUAACUAUCGAAUGGUUGAACGAUGGGGUUCAACCGGAUCGACUAUAUUAACAGUUUUAACAAAUAUAUUUUAUAUUGCACCAUAUCUUUUAUUUUAUCUUGCUGCAUAUGGUGUUGUAUCUCGUGCAUUAAUUCUUUACCGACAAAUUCCAUUUACUGGUAGUGAUAUAUUUAGAUCAAUCUUUUAUGAACCAUACUGGUUUAUAUAUGGAGACGUAUCGGAUAAACAUUUACUUGAUGAGAUAAUCAGUAAUGGUACACAAUCACUUGUUGCUGAAGCAACUGCUACACAUGUUUUAUUAGCAUUUCAUAUGUUAUUUAUUAAUAUUCUUAUAUUGAAUUUAUUAAUUGCUGUUUUUACUGAUACAAUUGAUAAAGUAAAAGAAAAUACAGAAUUUUAUUGGCGAUAUCAACGUUAUUCGUUUAUUCGUGAAUAUUUUGAACAACCGCCAUGCGCCUAUCCACCAUUAAUCAUAUUUUCACAUAUUAUACUACUUGUUCGUUAUAUUUAUUCAAAAUCAUUUUGUACAGAAACUGAAGUUAAUGAUCAUACAUCAGAAUCAAUAACAUUAUUACGUAAUUUUAAAAUGAUCGCAGCAGCUGAUACAACAAACGAACGUUGGGAUGCAUUUGAAAAUGCAGCGACACAUAAUUGUGCUCGAUCAAAGAUUGAUCAACAAAUGCAAGGCCAUGCACAAGAGGUAGAUAUACUAGUUAUUAUUUUUGCUAUUAUUCAUAAAGAUCUUGUUAUACAUAAUAAUAAGGUAACCGAAUCAUUACGAUGGAUUAUGAAUGCAAUAGCACGAGUAAAAAUGAAUGACCGUAAUAAAGAACCACCCUUAUUGGCAUCAAUAUCUACUGGUAAUAGUAAUGUUUCGGUAUCAACUCAGACAACAGAAAAUAUUGAUUAA
Messenger RNA from Adineta steineri, 3648 nucleotides. NCBI's taxonomy places the organism in Eukaryota, Metazoa, Rotifera, Eurotatoria, Adinetida, Adinetidae. The record is from the annotation of a GenBank genome assembly.